AUGAGGUCCUCUCUGGCCCCUGGGAUCCGGCUCGUCACCUCCCUGUCCCGGGACACUUGGUACCGCGGCUUCACCCUGGUGCUGACCUUCCUCUUCUACACGGCCUACCAUCUCUCCAGGAAACCCAUCAGCAUCGUCAAGAGUGAGCUCCACAGAAACUGCUCCAACGUGAUCCGCCCCUCAGACCUGAACACCAGCGACAAUGCCACAUGGUGCGACUGGGCCCCGUUUGACCAAGACAACUAUCAGACGCUGUUCGGAGUCCUGGACAACUGCUUCCUGGUGGCGUACGCCGUGGGAAUGUUCUUCAGUGGGAUGUUUGGGGAGCGGCUGCCUCUGCGUCUGUACCUGAGCGCCGGGAUGCUCCUCAGUGGCCUCUUCACUGCUCUGUUUGGCCUCGGCUUCUACUGGAACAUCCACUCUCUGGCUUACUAUGCUGUUAUACAGGUGCUGAAUGGCCUGGUGCAGACCAGUGGUUGGCCUGCAGUGGUGGCCUGUGUGGGGAACUGGUUUGGAAAAGGGAAGCGUGGCCUCAUCAUGGGCGUGUGGAACUCGCACACGUCUGUGGGGAACAUCCUGGGCUCUCUGAUCGCAGGGGCCUUCGUCUCCUCCGCCUGGGGCCUUUCCUUCAUUGUCCCCGGGGCCAUCAUCGCCUCUACCGGACUCCUCUGCUUCUUCUUCCUCGUGGACAAACCUGAGGACGUGGGCUGCUCCUCCCCACAUCAGCACGGGGACAGCUCAGAGGUGGAGGAGGCAGCAGAGUCAGAGGAGGAGAGUGAGGCCAUCAGUUUCUGUGCAGCUCUGAGGAUCCCAGGUGUUCUGGAGUUCUCCUUCUGUCUGCUCUUUGCCAAACUGGUCAGCUACACCUUCCUGUUCUGGCUGCCUUUGUACAUCUCCAACGUGGCCCAUUUUGAUGCUAAAGAAGCUGGAGACAUGUCCACUCUGUUUGACUUGGGAGGAAUCGUAGGGGGGAUCCUGGCUGGACUGGUCUCAGACUACACUGGGGCUCGCGCUGCCACCUGCUGGGUCAUGCUGAUCACUGCAGCCCCCAUGUUGUUUGUCUACAACAGUGUGGGUCAGCAGAGUCUGGGGAUGUCUGUCGGGAUGCUGCUGCUCUGUGGGGCCCUGGUCAACGGCCCGUACGCUCUCAUCACAACAGCGGUGUCUGCAGAUCUGGGGACCCACCAGAGUCUGAGGGGGAACUCCAGGGCCCUGUCCACUGUCACGGCCAUCAUCGACGGCACCGGCUCCGUGGGAGCCGCUGUGGGGCCACUGCUCGCCGGGAUCAUCUCCCCCAGCGGCUGGAACAACGUCUUCUACAUGCUGAUCAGUGCGGACGUGCUGGCCUGCCUGCUGCUGUCCCGUCUCGUCUACAAAGAGCUCCGCGGCUGCUGUGGGCGGCGCCGAGGAAUCUACACCCCUCUCGUGCGCCUGCCCUACCCAGUCCCCUAG
Knipowitschia caucasica is the source of this 1452-nucleotide messenger RNA. Lineage: Eukaryota; Metazoa; Chordata; Actinopteri; Gobiiformes; Gobiidae. The record is from the annotation of a GenBank genome assembly.